This is a messenger RNA of Cryptomeria japonica (Japanese cedar), 1100 nucleotides long. RefSeq lists its product as uncharacterized. The record is from RefSeq and is a predicted model, not a curated record. The transcript has a single exon. NCBI's taxonomy places the organism in Eukaryota, Viridiplantae, Streptophyta, Pinopsida, Cupressales, Cupressaceae. The coding region runs from base 191 to 688 and encodes 165 amino acids. Gene Ontology annotation, molecular function: calcium ion binding.
CCUAAAGUCUUUGUUGUCCUCAUUCAUCCCUACAAUGUAGGCACCUUCCGAGAUUCUUUCUGUCCCUACACCACACAAUUUUAGCCUAUAAUGUGCUUUGUGAAUGCCUCUUUUGCUCACUGAAAUCAUUCCCUCUGGUUGUAGUUAUUCAACUCCAGAAAAAAGAUCAAAUAACAAUCAUUGAGGAAACAUGUGCCCUCACAGUAAGAGAAAGGAGCUAUGGGGAUUCAGGGGAUCUCCUCCUACUGUUAAAGAAGCCUUCAAUGUCUUAGACAAAGAUGGAGAUAGAAGAAUUGCUUUCAAUGAUCUGGAAGAUUUCUUCCAUAUCCACAAGCAAACUUAUAUUAGCAGAGAGGAGAUUCAGUCCAUGAUCACUGUAGUAGACAAAGAUCAUAAUGGGUCUGUGGAGUUUGAAGAGUUUGAGGGUCUUAUGAUGGCAUUGAUGAUGACAGAAGAAACAAAUGAAGAAAACAAUGCAUUGGAGGAAGCAUUCAGAGUGAUGGAUAGGGAUGGAGAUGGAAUUGUGAGUGUGAGGGAUUUUAAGAGCUUUAUGGGCGAGGCAAUGCACAGUGUGAAUGAUGAGGAUAUUGUGGAGAUGAUAGAGGCAACCGAUGCUUGUGCUCAGUCAGGCAUCUGCUACAAAGAUUUUUUGGCUCUCAUGAUGGCGAUGAUGAAUGGAUCCCAGUGACUGGCCCAAAUUUUGCUUAUAUGUUACAACAAAAUGUCCUCCGAACCAAUGGAAUCAGUUUUCUUAAAUGUGAACAAAGGCUUUUCAAAUGGGUUCUACAUAAAUUUGCUUAUUACUGUAUUUCCCAUUACUCCAAGAAGGAAAAACUGAAAAAUCACGUGAAUCUAUAUAAGAAAUGUUUAUAUAUAUGUGUUACAGAGGUCUUUCAAAUGGGUUCGACAUAAAUUUGUCUCUUAAUGUAUUUUCCAUUGCCUUAAGAAGGAAAAACUGAACAACCACCUCCAUCUCUAUGAGGGAUGGUAAUGUUCUCAAUAUGUGUUAAAUGUGUAGUAGAGGUCUUUCAAAUGGGUUCUGCCCCUUAAUGUAUUUCUCAUUGCCCUAAGAAGGAAAAACUGAAUAACCAUUUCAAUCU